GAGGUGUUUGUUUACGGAAGUAAUGCUCUUGCAUUCACAUCAGAGUCACAAGACUGAUGACUACAGUAAUUAAGCGAAAACGAAUUUAAUGACAAUAUUUAUUUUUAUUAUUUAAAAAUGAUUCGCAAACGGCCAAGAGGAGAUGGGAUAGCGCCGCCAUAUUUAAGCAUGACCAGGAGAGAAAAAACAGCUCCUCCCCCUGCUCAAUCCCAGUUCCACCUGGACCUCUGGUUCUCCUUCACUGUACAGAACUGGAUCCUGGACUUCGGGAGGCCUAUAGUGAUGAUUAUAUUACCUCUAGAAUGGUUUCCUCUGAACAAGCCCAGCGCUGGAGAUUACUUCCACAUGGCCUACAACGUCAUUACACCAUUUCUGCUGCUGAAGCUAAUGGAGAGAAGUCCCACCACGCUGCCACGCACUGCUGUGUACCUGAGCAUCAUCACGUUCGUCAUGGGCGCCAGCAUCCACCUGGUGGGGGACUCCAUCAACCACCGCCUGAUCCUCAGCGGCUACCAGCUCCACCUGUCUGUCCGAGACAACCCCAUCAUGAAGGACCUCAAUCCUCCCUCUCUGAUUGACUCCUUCGAGCUCCUUUAUUACUACGACGAACAUUUAGGACAUUCCAUGUGGUACGUCCCGUUCUUCCUCAUCCUCUUCCUCUACUUCACUGGCUGCUUCACACAAUCCAAAGAGGAGAAGAUGCCGCACUUGGGUUGGCUGCUGCUGGGUCCUAGUGCUCUCUAUUAUUGGUAUCUGGUGACGGAAGGACAGAUUUUCGUUCUGUACGUCUUCACUUUCUUCGCCAUGGCCGCCACAGUGAUGCGUCAGAAGCGGAAAGGCUACGUGCUGGACAGUAACGGUCGCUUCCUGCUUUACAACUUCAUCAUCACGCUGGUCCUGGUGAUUGUUUGGGUCGUCUAUCUGUGGAACGAUUCCGUCCUGCGCAAAAAGUACCCCGGGAUCAUUUACGUACCAGAACCGUGGUCUUAUUACACAUUACAUAUCAAGGGCAGUUAGUAGGAGGUAACAGGAAGUCACUUAAGAGUCGUAUUAUUGCACAGAAACGUCGUCUCGAAGGUCCUGAGAGUGGUUUAUGAGAGGAGAGUGCACAUUUGAGUAUUUUUGAUAAUCAAGUAUGUUCUGCUGUCUUUUUCCCCAUCAAUCAGAUUGAAAUCAGCCAAUCACACGUGUCCGUGAGCUCACGUAUACAGAACAGAGCCGUCACGACGAUGAUGAUGUCAUACGAUGAUGAGGAGGAAUAAAUAAACAAAAUUGGGAGAACAUAUAGAAAAAUAAAUAAAAGAAAAAAGGCGCAUACUAAGGUUAAAUCAUUUUAAACGAUAUUUCUUUACAUCAGAUACAAGCAGAAGGUUCCUUAUUGCUGCUUUAAACCCUGGUCAGUAUUCCAGCAAGUGGUGAUAAUCAUCCAAAAGAUGAUUUUGAUCAGCGUGAUUUGUUUACAUUUUUCUCCUAUUGAUUUUAAUGUUGGAAAGAUUGCAGAAAAUUUACAUUCUCCAGUGUUUCCUGGGUGAAAAAUGGACAAAUGACCUCUGUGUGUUUGAGGGGUUUUUUUUUUUAAAAUAAAUUGUCCUGCCAAAAAAAAAAAAAAAAAGAAUUUCAAAAAAGUUACCGAUGAAAUGUGGAAAUAUCGACGAAGCACGAAACUUUGCGAGAGCGAAAAAACACAGAAAUAGUUUAAAAAGAACCGUAAAACACGUCAAAAGUUCUGCAGCGAUUCUUGCAGUAAUUUGAAAAAGAAAUCUUGAUUCGAAAGAAAUGACAAAAAGAAUAUUACAGCGCUGGGGACCCAAACGCCGAUUAGAGAAUAUGAAAGACUACGAAAGAGAAUAUGAAAUCGCGUUCAGAACGGAAGAUGCAAACGUUUGAACCGAUAUUAUUUGAAUAUUUGUGUAAUAUUCCUAGGGAACAUUUGUGAAAAUGUCUAGUAUAUAAAGUAUAUUACAUUCAAUAAAUUAAGGGCGUGCAAACUUUCGCACUCCGCCGUAGCUCAGCGAGGAAAAUCGCCAUUAGGGAAGUCUGAUUUUUGAGUGUCGAGUGUGUCGAGUGGUUUACAGAUGAACGUUCAGAGCAGUGAAUUAUUCGAUGUUAUUUCGUGGAAUCUGAAUCCGGCUUUGUUUUACACGCAAAACUCAUUCUUUAAUUCAAAAAAAAAAAAUCAUUUAAAAAAAUGUUUCUGUCGUCGCACGUUCGCGGUUUUGUCCGCAAACGUUUAUAUUCUACUGGAACAUAAAGGAAGUUCAAAUCUAGUUCAUUAAAGUUAAUUAAAAAUAUAAGAAUAAAUCGUGUUUUUAUUGAGAUUACAGGUUAUGCUUUCCAGAAGUGAAUUAUCAUUCGUGUUAUUCUGUAGAAUUUAUUCAUGCGCAUUCACUUUUCUGUCAAAUUCUUUUGUUUGUUUGUGCAAACUUGUAUAUAUUUUAUUAAAAGACGUGUACUGUGCUGCUGUACUGUAA
Molecule: messenger RNA, 2471 nt
Organism: Ictalurus furcatus (blue catfish)
Lineage: Eukaryota; Metazoa; Chordata; Actinopteri; Siluriformes; Ictaluridae
Gene: cln6a
Product: CLN6 transmembrane ER protein a
Exons: 7
Coding region: 118-1017 (299 amino acids)
Source: RefSeq, a predicted model, not a curated record